This is a messenger RNA of Trichoderma aggressivum f. europaeum, 3345 nucleotides long. RefSeq lists its product as uncharacterized. Gene Ontology annotation, biological process: intracellular calcium ion homeostasis; calcium ion transmembrane transport. Bases 1 to 3345 code for a protein of 1114 amino acids. NCBI's taxonomy places the organism in Eukaryota, Fungi, Ascomycota, Sordariomycetes, Hypocreales, Hypocreaceae. Gene Ontology annotation, molecular function: calcium:proton antiporter activity. Gene Ontology annotation, cellular component: endomembrane system; membrane. The transcript has 3 exons. The record is from RefSeq and is a predicted model, not a curated record.
AUGGAUCCGUCGCAGCACGACAACGCGCCAUCAGCGCAUCGCGGCAGCGUUUCCUCCGGCAUGAUGUCACCGACGGACACUCGAGCCAAUCCCCUGUCGAGGCAAACGUCCCUCGUAGACGACAAUCCUCAGUCGACAGACACCGUACGGCGGCGACCCGAGGGAUAUGGCACCAUCCAGGGGUCCCCGAGCAUGAGAAGUAGCCAGACGCUGGGUGAAGCAUCCCUCGACCGCCCGCAGGCCGCGCGGAGCAGUCAGGCUGGCCGCUCCACGUCUGCUGCAGGCGUCGAGAGGAGUCAGUCCUAUUCUCGCCUACGGAAACCGCCGCUGUCACGGCGUACAUCAGCCAACACACCGCACAAGAGAGAGGUCUUCUCCGCAGACGACGACACCCACGAGGUCGAGGCAGAUGCCGCCGAACGCCGCGCGGGCUUAUCGACGCGCCGACGCCCGCCUCCUCCAUCACUCGCCCGAAUACAGUCGUUUCGUAGCACCGAGGACGACGAUGAAGCCGAACGAGACGAUGAAGCCAGCGAGGCCGAGGAGGAGCACGGCGAGGAGGAGGAGGAGCUGCCGCUGGAAGAGCACGUCGACUGCGAAUCCGACGGCGACAUCAGCGAGGCGGAGAGCUUCACGCUCAAAGACAGGCAGCAGGCCAUCAACCAAACCCACCCGUUUGGUAUUCGCGUUUGGAAGCCUGCACUGUACAAGAAAGACAGAUCUAUUCAAAAGUUUGCGCAGGCAGACAUCCACUCCACGCCCGGUGGCAGGGUAAGCAACUGGUUGCUCCUCUUUAACUUGGUGUGGACAAUCUUCUUUGGGUGGUGGAUAGCCUGCUUUGCAGGCUUUGGCGCAAUCAUAUGCCUAUUGUUUGCCGCUGCGCCUAGCGGAAGGGAAUACGGGAGAGUCUUAUGGGGCCUGGCGGGCUACCUAUUCUACCCGUUUGGCAAGUUUAUUCGGCUCGAGAAGGAUGAGGCCUACUUGGACGAGGAUCAGGACGAGGGCAGGAGCAUCUCCGAGUAUGAGCAGUGGCAGAACGGCGACCUCGAGUACGGCCGGCUAUUCUUUGGACCCGACCGGCACCGUUCCAUCAUCGGCCGCUCCAGGAGGAGCAUCGACUCGGAGCCCAGCGAGACGGAGAGCUUGCUGGGACGGGGGCGUCGCGGUGAAUCUGGCGAUCUGCACCCCCGGAUGAAGCGAAGGUUGUUUGGCCGCGGCGAGUGGAACAUUGGCCGCAUCGUCUUCUUCGUCUUCUUCUACUGCCUCAUCUCGCCUUCGUUGAUCAUUGUGUCUGGUAUAUGCUGGUUCCUCGUCUUCUGGAUCCCCAUGGGCAAGGUAACCAUGCUGCUAUUCGACCACCUCAGGAGGCACCCUCUCGCCCUGUCGUUUGAAUCCCACAUCAGCUACGCGCGAGUCGACGACGCCCCAGACUCAUCCAUCCUGGUCUGCACCUAUCGGGCAGUCGGCUCAAAGUACUGGAAAUACACCAUUGACGGCACAAACAUCUUCUUAAUCAACCUCAUGGUCGUCGUCGUGUUUGUCAUUGCCGACUGGGCCAUCCUGGACCGGAUCCUACACGUGGAGAUGCUCCUCACAUCGCCCGCCUUCUUGUUCGUCGCGGGCUUGCUCUCCAUCAUUCCGCUAGCAUACUUCAUCGGCCAGGCCGUGGCAUCCAUCUCAGCGCAGUCCUCCAUGGGCCUGGGCGCCGCCAUCAACGCCUUCUUCGCCACCGUCGUGGAAGUGUUCCUCUACUGCGUUGCACUGAGCCAAGGCAAAGGCCAGCUCGUCGAGGGAAGCAUCGUGGGAAGCAUAUUCGCCGGUGUCUUGUUCCUGCCAGGCAUCUCCAUGUGUUUCGGAGCCCUGAAGCGAAAGACUCAGCGAUUCAACGCCAAGUCGGCCGGCGUGACGUCCACCAUGCUGCUCUUUGCUGUUGUUGGCGCUUUCGGCCCAACGCUCUUCUAUCAAAUCUAUGGCACCCAUGAGCUCAACUGCAUGGACUGCGAAGACUAUGGCAACGGCGGCCUCAACGGGGGUGCCGCACGCGACUGCCGACGGUGCUACUUCUCGCAGGCGCCCGCACUCGACGACCGGUUCUAUAUCGAAGCCGUGCGGCCGUACUGCUAUUGUGCGGCCUUUCUGCUCUUCUUUGCAUACCUCGUCGGUCUGUGGUUCACGUUGCGCACUCACGCCGCCGUCAUCUGGAACGCCGAGGUGGAUGAGAAGAAACACGAGGAGGCGAUGCACGCGUCGGUCACUCUUCGAGCACCGCAGCCGUCAACGGCCGAGGCCACCGGCUCUGAUAAUAUACGCGAAACGCAUCUCUACAAGCGCAUUCUAGGCCAGUCUCUCAAGCAGGUCGGCCUGCCGGAGACCUCCCGCCCGAGCUCCACGGCUGCCCAGGAUGCCGGUGGUGCCAACGGAUCGAACAGCACCCCUCACGUGGUGCCGCCCAGGGGUGCUGAUGAGGAACAGCCUUUGCGCCCAACGAUCAAGGUCCCCGGCCUGGCCCAGGUGGACAACAACCUGGUGCGAGAGGUUGCCGAGAUCGCCGCCACGGCCGCCACGAUUGCCUCCCGCGACCGGUAUACGAGUGCACACAAGCCGUCCAGCGCCGCCGGCCCAGCAACACCGCGGCCGCACGGUACCAGCCGAGCCAGCCACCACCCCGACCUCGAGGAAGACGCCGUUACUGCGGGAGCUGCAACUGCUCCCGCAGGGGGUCACGGCCACGACGCGCCCAACUGGAGCCGCACCAAGAGCACCGUGAUCCUGCUGGGAGCCACCAUCCUGUACGCCAUCAUUGCCGAGAUCCUGGUCGACACUGUCGACGUCGUGCUCGAGAGCUUCUCCAUUGACCAAAAGUUUCUCGGGCUGACCCUCUUUGCCCUGGUCCCCAAUACUACCGAGUUCUUGAACGCCAUUUCGUUUGCCAUGAACGGAAACAUUGCGCUAUCGAUGGAGAUUGGCUCCGCAUACGCCCUCCAGGUGUGCCUGCUGCAAAUCCCGUGCCUCGUGCUCUUCUCGGCCGUGUACCCAAACAUCCCUGCCGGGGGCGAUGCCGCCAUGUACACCUUUUCACUGCUCUUCCCGCAAUGGGACCUUGUGACGGUCGUCCUGUGCGUGUUUUUGCUCAGCUACGUGUACGGCGAGGGCAAGAGCAACUACUUCAAGGGCAGCAUCCUGAUGCUGACGUACCUUGUCGUGGUGAUUGGGUACUACUUCAGCGGCUACACCGAUGCGUCCAUGGGCCUGAAGCGGUUCGACGUGAUGGGGUCCGAUGGGAAAUAUCAGUCCUUCAAGACCAUUGGCAGGUCAGCAAGCGGGAGGGCGUUUCAAGCGAUUUGA